UUUGGUUUCAACUCCUUUCCUGACACUUUCAAAUAAUUCCUCAUUCAUCUGUCAUUUAUUCUUCAUGGGAGUAACACAAUGAACUGGAUAAUUAGUGCUACAAUAUCCUUGUUAGUCUUAAAUAUUGCACUUGGCUUCAAUAUUGAACCUGUGGCUUGGAAGACCCUGAGGAGCUCUGCUGCUGGUUUUGGCUACCAGGUGGUUCAAAGACAAUCGGAUUUGCUUGUCAGUGCCCCAUUUGAACAGUGUUCACAAAAUGGAAGGGGGAAAAUAUAUAUUUGCACCACUUCUCACCAAAGCUGCCAAAACAUGCAAUUUGAAGCACCAAGAUUUGCAGUCAACAUGUCCCUUGGUUUGACGAUGAAAAGUGAUCCUACAACUGCAAACACUGUGGUGUGUGGUCCAACCAUUCAAAAGGAUUGCAGAAGUAUCACCAUGUACAAUGGUGUGUGCUUUCAGAUAGACAGUGUUACUACAUUUGGAUCUCCCAUACCUUCUUCUCUUCGAGAGUGCCCACCACAAGUAGACAUUGCCUUUCUGUUGGAUGGUUCAGGCAGCGUAUCGUCUCCUGAUUUUCAAAAAAUGACGAAGUUUGUGAAAGAUCUAAUCCAAUCAUUUGUCUUAAAUGAUGCACAGUUUUCUGUUUCCCAGUUCUCUACUUCACCAUGGGUUCACUUUUAUUUUAAAACAUUUUCUUCAUCUGGAUCAGUGGAGACUGACAUCAAUGAAAUCAAGCAAUACAGGGGAGCUACCUUCACAGCUAAGGCCAUCAGACAUGUUGUAAACACUGUUUUCAUACCAAAAGAAGGUAUGAGACCUAGUGCAAGGAAGGUCUUGAUAGUAAUUACUGAUGGACAAUCUAAUGACCGGACUUAUCUGGAUGGUGCAGUACAGCUAGCAGAGAGUAAAAACAUUGUUCGAUUUGCUAUUGGGGUGGGAAAUGCAUUCACUAAAACUGAAGCAAAACGAGAACUGCACACCAUUGCAUCAUCUCCUUCAGACAAAUAUGUGUUUCAAGUGGAGAAUUUCGACGCACUUGAAAUAAUAAGACAAAAUUUGCAGGAAAAAAUUUUCUCCAUUGAAGGAUCUCAAAGCAGUGGAGAGACACUGAAAAUGGAAAUGUCUCAAGAGGGAUUCAGUGCAGUUUAUGUGCCUGAGGGAAUUCAGAUGUCUAUUGUUGGUGCAAACCAGUGGAAGGGAGGCUACGUGCAAUACACAACAGGAGGGGAGAAGCUGAAAACAUAUGAGGAUGUGUCUUUGGAGCCUGACAGUUAUCUUGGUUACUCCAUGGCAAUUGCUAAAACCCAAAGUGGCUCACUGACAAUGGUUGGUGCUCCAAGAUAUAAACACAGAGGAGUUGUGGUCGCUGUUAACAGACAAAGCUUUGAAAACCAAAAGAUUGAGCCCUUUUCAUCACAGUAUCAGACUGGUGAAUAUUUCGGGGCAGAGGUGUGUACCAUGGACAUAAAUAAUGAUGACAUCACUGAUCUAAUCUUCAUAUCAGCCCCAAUGUACAUGGAGCCUGAUAGAGAGGGAAGAGUUUAUGUUUGCAGAUUAACUGGUUUGUUUGUGGAGUGUCAUUUUGAUGAUCCAUUAGUACUAAGAGGACAUGCAGCUGUCAAAGGAAGGUUCGGCUCUUCUCUUGCUGUACUGCCUGAUCUAAACUCAGAUGGAUUCAGGGAUUUGGCAGUUGGAGCACCUUUGGAGAAUCAUGGUGAAGGCAGCAUCUACAUAUUUAAUGGUGAAGGAGGAGGAAGAAUCAGUCCUACUUACUCACAGAGAAUUACUGGCUCUGAGGUCGAGUCAGGACUGAAGUUCUUUGGUGUAUCAAUCAGUCAGUCAUCUUUUGACCAGAGUGGUGAUAAACUACCUGAUUUAGCGGUGGGUUCAAAGGGCAAAGUUGUCUUACUGAGAUCAAGACCUAUAGUAAUGGUUAAAGCUGAGGUGUCUUUCAGCCCAAACGAAAUCCCUACUCAGAAUACAACCUGCUCAGAACCACUGGAGAACACAGCUACAGUCUGCUUUACCAUGAGCAGAGUGUCUACAGUCAACACAGCUGAAGCAAGGAUUAAUUAUACUUUAACCCUGGAUGCCACUCGCAAACCUCCAAACAACCGAGCGUACAUCAGUGGGAAACAACAAGCGAAAUCUGGAUCAGUUGCUGUGAACUUAACCAGCAAACUGUGUUCAACUGUAAAAUUCUUUAUUGAGGCCUGUCCAGAAGAUGCUGUCAGUGAACUUUCCAAUGAGCUCAAAUUCACAUUUGAUGGUUUGCCUUCAAAAAAACUUAGACCAAGUCUCGCCCCACAGGCUCAAGCAACAGCUAUUCAUCCUUUAGGGUUUGAGAUCAACUGCGGCACUGACAACAAAUGUGUUGAUAACUUAAAAGUGGAUUUCAACUUCACCAGAUCCUCAGAGGUUAAAGUGGGCAUUGAUGAGCUUUUGAAUGUCACAGUCACAGUGGAGAACAGAGGAGAAAACUCCUACAACAGUCGUGUUAUUCUCACGUACCCAGCUGGACUCUCCUACAGGAAGUUCACCAUUCAGCAGGGAAGAAUUGCGUGCAACUCGUUGGACAGUGAAGAUGGUUUAUCACGAGGAAGGACAGACUGCACUAUUGACAAACCAAUUUUCAAAAGCAAAACAAAGGCUUCCUUCAUUGUCUCCUAUGGGAUUGACACCAAUAGUCAACUUGAGAGGAAGAUCUUUGUCACUGUGAAUGCCACCAGUGGAAAUCAGGAGCAUGCCACAACAAGGGAACUCUACAAAAAGACAUGGGUUGAUGUGAAAUACAGCAUUUUUAUGACAUUUGAAAACUCCCUCAGCUACAACAAUUUUACAUUUGGGAUGAACGAUUUGCAGAAACCAAUCCAACAAUCGGUCAAGGUUACAAAUGAUAUCAGAGCGCUUAAUUUCACUGUGGUGAUCAGGGUUCCAGUGAAGCUUGGUGAAAAAGACAUUUGGGCGGAUUUAAGCAGUCUAAGGAUUCCAGAUUGUCAGAGAGGAAUUGAUGAAGAACCACCUGUGAAAGUUUUUGUUCCUGAGAUACAAAAAAAUAAAGUUGUGGACUGCUCUGUAGCCAAGUGCAGAGUGUUCAAGUGCAGCACAUCCAUGGGAAUACGGGAGAGUAGGACAUACAAAAUCUCUGCCAACCUCAGCUCAGGAUGGAUAGAGCAGAUUGGACUUCAAUCUGCCAGAUUCCUCUUGACCAGCACAGCCAGACUGGAGUACGAUGAAAACCAGUACAUCUACUUUUCAUCAGGGUCUAACAAUAAUCCUCCUGUUCGCAAGAUUGAAGCAGAGGUAGAAGUGUAUCCUCAGCCAAAUUUCACCAAAGAGAUCAUUGGAGGAUCCCUGGGAGGGCUGGCUUUUCUAGCUUUACUCACUGCUGGCCUGUAUAAGGCUGGAUUUUUCAAGAGCAAAUACGAACGGAUGAUAAAUGAAAAUGAAGAAGAGAGUCCAGGUCCAGGGGUCGAUGCAGCUGCAAAACCUGCUGAAUAACAAAGAUCACAUUUGUAGUCUGGAUCCUCGAAAUCUUUCAUAACAUUUUAUUAAUAAAAAUGAUGCCCCGGAAAUGUCCAAAUGCUUGCUGUGUCUAAACUACAUCACUCCUUGACUAAUUGACCCAAAAAAACGUUUCUACCUAGUUGUCAGGACCAUCAAAACAGGAUCCCAAAAUAAACCGAAAGGCAAAAUCUUUUUCAGGACUUGAAACGUGUUCAGAUUAAACCUGUUCCAACUGACAACUACAAUUUUCUUGAACAGAAAAAAAACAUUUAAAUGAUCAUGUAUUGGAAAAUGUGUGAAAUUCAACUGAGAUGCUUAAAAUUUUGUAAUGUUACUUGUUUUA
This is a messenger RNA of Oreochromis aureus, 3850 nucleotides long. Its product is annotated as integrin alpha-M-like. The transcript is spliced from 30 exons. The record is from RefSeq and is a predicted model, not a curated record. Gene Ontology annotation, molecular function: integrin binding. The coding region runs from base 79 to 3501 and encodes 1140 amino acids. Gene Ontology annotation, cellular component: external side of plasma membrane; integrin complex. Gene Ontology annotation, biological process: cell adhesion mediated by integrin; integrin-mediated signaling pathway; cell-matrix adhesion. Lineage: Eukaryota; Metazoa; Chordata; Actinopteri; Cichliformes; Cichlidae.